CCCAAACCGACCACGUUCGCUCUCCCGCUCGCAUUUUGGAUCCCUCUUUCUUGUCUCCCUCCCCGAAGACCUGCCAUCCGAUUCCGCCUGCAGGACUGUCCCUCUCCCUCUCGUCGGGUCCUUUAUCCUAUCCCUCCCUUCCUUCACCAUGAGUGCCUCCAAGGCGGAGUCUCAGAAGAUCUUUGAGAAGCUAAAACUCAAGCCCGCAAACAAGAUCUGCUUCGAUUGCGGCUCCAAGAACCCAACAUGGUCGUCUGUACCUUUCGGUAUCUACCUGUGUCUGGACUGCUCGGCUCACCACCGUAACCUGGGUGUCCACAUCUCGUUUGUCCGCUCUACCAACCUCGACCAAUGGCAAUGGGAACAGCUCCGGACUAUGAAGGUCGGUGGCAAUGAGUCCGCUACCAAGUACUUCCAAUCGCACGGUGGAUCUGCCGCUCUGGCUAGCAAGGACCCGAAAGUCAAGUACACCUGCAACGCCGCCGUGAAGUACAAGGAGGAACUUAAGAGACGGGCUGCACAGGAUGCGCAACAAUACCCCGAGGAGGUUGUGAUUACAGACAUUCCUGCUGGCACUCCAUCCAACGGCUCCAGCACACCAGCCGGUGAGGAUGACGACUUCUUCUCCUCAUGGGACAAGCCAUCCAUCAAGCGCCCAAGCAACCCUCCUUCCCGUACCGGUACCCCUCCGGUUGUCAGUCGCACUAGCUCUCCGUUCCUGAACUCCGGCGCAAACGGCUCGCGUUCCAAAUCUCCUUUGUCCGCCUCCGACAAGGACAGCGCUUCCCCUGCUCCUACCGCCAUCCGGUCCAGUGCUGCCGUUCGGAAGACUGCGUCGACCACCACUGCAAAGAAGGGCAGUGUGUUGGGUGCCAAGAAGGCCCCCAAGCUGGGAGCUAAGAAGAUUGUCGCUGCGGAGUCCAUCGAUUUCGAAGAGGCCGAGAGAAAGGCUAGGGAAGAAGCCGAGCGCAUUGAAAAGCUGGGCUACGAUCCUGAAGCUGAGAAGGCGGAGGCUGAUGCCAAGGCCAAGGCUACUAGCACCGCUGCCACGGCGAUCGCUUCGCCAACUCCUAUUAGCCCUAGCAAGAACACCCAAGAACGCAGCUCGGGUGAUGUGGAGCGCCUUGGAAUGGGACUUGGAAGGCUAGGGUUUGGACAAACUGUUGGCGCCGCGAAGCCCCCUGCCCCGAAGAAGUUGGGCUUCGGUGCUGUUCCUUCCAGGUCUGUAGCUGAUGACGAAGAGCUGAAGCAGGCUAAGUCCCGAUUUGGCAGCCAGAAGGGCAUCUCCUCCGACGAGUUUUUCGGACGGGAACGAUUUGACCCUGCUGCGCAGGCCGAGGCUAAGGACCGUCUUCGUCAAUUUGACGGUGCCACUGCUAUCUCUAGCAACUCCUACUUCGGCCGUCCUGAGGACGAGCUUCCCGCUGCGGACGAUACCUAUGGAGAUCUUGAGAAUGCCGCCAAGGACUUUGUGCGUCGGUUCGGUAUCACCGCGGGCGAUGACCUGGAAAACCUGACGCAGCUUGUCGGGGAGGGUGCAACUAAGCUGCAAGGCGCUAUACGCAGCUAUCUGAACAGCUAAGCAUGUGCACUUCGAACACCACACCGAUAACGCUUUCAAUUCUUACCUCCGGCUUAUCCCGACCCUUGUUAGCCAGCUUUAUACUCGAUCUCCUUCACAUGUGGCGUUUCUGUCUCCAUCUUCUAUUCCCCUGAUUAGUACCCUCAUAAACAGAUGUCUUUCGACGACGUGGUUGGCGCAGUGCCCCCGUAUGAUUAGAACUGCUGGACAUCAAAAGAUGCGUUUACUGGGAUGAACGGUCCAGGUCGGUUCUCUCGCUCUCAUCAGUGCCGUUCUUCUGCGUUAGUUAAAAUCAUUAAUUGUCUUCCAUUGAACAUUUUGACAACCUUGGAUUCUUGUAUAUUUGUUGAACACGAGUAGGUUACGAGUGCUAGAAUCAAGUUGAUGAAUUGAGACAUUG
Aspergillus sclerotioniger CBS 115572 is the source of this 1982-nucleotide messenger RNA. RefSeq names its product ADP-ribosylation factor GTPase-activating protein. Lineage: Eukaryota; Fungi; Ascomycota; Eurotiomycetes; Eurotiales; Aspergillaceae. The record is from RefSeq and is a predicted model, not a curated record. The coding region runs from base 149 to 1582 and encodes 477 amino acids. Gene Ontology annotation, molecular function: GTPase activator activity. The transcript is spliced from 6 exons. Gene Ontology annotation, biological process: COPI coating of Golgi vesicle.